CCACACCCACACCCACACCCACACCCACACCCACACCCACACCCAUUGUCUUAUUCUUUCUAUUAUUCAUUUUCUAAACAGACGGAUGAAGCUUCUCGACUUCUUCUCUUGUCUGUCUAUUGUCUCUCUCCUAUCUAUGUAUAUAUACUUGCUGUUCUCUUCAAUAAAAUCAGAUAUUCAUUCAUCCAAAAGGUGAUAUAUAUGUAGCUAUUAUUAUGAGCAAAUAAAUAGGUAUGCUAGGUUUUACAUAGAAAAACUAAAGCUGAUUAAAUUUUCAAAUUCUUUUUAAGUAUUAAAUAUAUUUGGAAUGACUGCAAAGCUCUUAUCACGAGAAGAAAUUUUAAGUUUAAUGAAACAAGAAAAUGAUUCCGUUAAACUAAUACCUAAGAAAAAAAAAUCAAAUACAAGUGAACUUUGGGAUCAUUUCCACCAAGUUUUUGUUAACAAUCAACAACAGCAAUACGUUUCGUGUAAUUCGUGCAAAGUCUUACUUUUAUUUACAUCUGCAAAUGGUACAAAUAAUAUGAAAACACAUUCGAAAUCAUGUAGUAAACCAGAUCAAACAAUUAGUAGUGGUCAAAAAAGCGUUACAGAAUUUUAUCCAUCAAUGAACAAUAUCCAAAUUCCACAGCGAAUUAAAUCAGCAGUAUUACGUGCAUGUUCAGAAUUUGCUGCUAUUGAUAAUAGAGCAUUCGAAACAAUGGCAGGUGAUGGAUGCAAAAUUCUUUUACAAGAAAUAUUUGAUGCUGGUCGUGUACUUAACAGAUCUUCAUUAGAUGUAGAUGCACUUAUUCCACAUCCUACUACGAUAAGUAGACAGAUAACUCGAAUUUAUGAUGGUGCAAAAAAACAAUUAGUUGACAAUUGUGAAAGAAUGGAUAGUUUUUGUAUUGUCGUCGACCAAUGGACUGAGAAAUACACCGGUCUAAGCUAUUGUGGUAUUUCUGUUCAUCAUACAGAUCGUGAUUUUCGUUUAUUUAAUUUUAUAUUGGGAUGUUAUCCAUACGAUGCUGAAUCUCAUUCUGCACAACAUCUUCGUGCAUUUGUUGAUCAAAAAUUAAAUGAAUAUAAAUUAUGUUUAGAUAAUUCAAAAUAUGUUGUUACCGAUAACGAAGCAAAGAUGUUAAGUGCUUUUCGUGAAAAUUGCACACGUAUUGGAUGUUCCGAUCAUUAUAUAAAUCGUCAAUUAAAACAUGCAUUUGAAUCUCAACAAAUUCAUGUUUCUAAAACUGUUAUUGAAAAUGUUAAUUGUGAUGCUAUUCAAGGUCUAUUUUUUACGAUAAAAAAUAUUGUUUCAUCUGUACGUCGUUCACAUAAACAACAAAUUCUAUCAAAGAAAUUACAAUCGUACAGUGAUACACGCUUUAAUGGUGCUCUAUACAUGCUAGAUGUUUUUCGUGAAUUAUUUGACGAAUUGCCGGCUGUUCUGAUUAGCAGUAAAUUAAUUGAUGCUUACCAAGAAAUUGAUAAACAAACAUUAGAUGAUGUAUGUGUUUUUCUUCAUCCUUUUGAAGAAGUAAUUGAAUCUUUAAGUGAAAAUAAAAAACCAUGUUUACAUCGUGUAAUUCCAUUAAAACAAUAUUUAUUAAACAAAUGUGAUUCUUUCCAAGGUGAUCAAACCAGUAUAAUCGAACUCAAAACAUUUUUAGGCCAUCGAAUUAAAGUUGCUUGGAUUAUUACUAAUGAGCACCGCCUAGCUACAAUAUUGCAUCCAAAAUUUAAAAAGUUUGAGAGUUGUGCUGACGAAAAGCAGGCUGCAAUAGAUGUGUUAAAAAAUGAAUUUGAUGUCCAUUAUGAUGCUAAUCUUGAUUCGAUAAAUUCUUUAUCACCUUCAACAACAACAAGUACAUCGAUGAUGAAAUUAGCUUCUGCAUCAUCUUCACAUGCUUCAAUUAAAUGUGCUUCUUCUGUACGGAAGGGUAUUUUAUCACAGUGUUUUGAUCAACAACCGAACGGAUUAAUAUCAUCAACAAACAGAUACCAAGAGGUUGACGAUUAUUUAAAUCGAGAUUUCUAUUUUAAGGAAGACGAGGAACAAGAUGGUGAUAUUGACGUUUUGGAUUUUUGGCGUAAACAACAGAAUUCAUUUCCAACAUUAUCAUUGAUUGCGAGGAAAAUUUUUGCAAUACCGGCGUCUAACACCACAGUUGAACGCCUGUUUUCAUCAUCAAAACUUAGUGUCGGUGAACGUAGAACGAAUUUAGGUGGUGAAAAGCUUAAUCAACUCAUGUUUCUUCAAAAAAACUUAGUUCUAUUGAAAGAGCUUCGUCAAGUCAAUAAAGUGCCAACAAAAAGAUCUAUUUCUGAUCAAGUUUCAAUGAUGUCUGAACAUCCAAGUGAAACAAUUGUCAAAAAGGCACGAGAAGAUAAUACACAUUCAUCAGAUGACGAAGGUGGGAAUAUAGAAUGGUGCUGA
This is a messenger RNA of Rotaria sordida, 2416 nucleotides long. The record is from the annotation of a GenBank genome assembly. Lineage: Eukaryota; Metazoa; Rotifera; Eurotatoria; Philodinida; Philodinidae.